AUGUCAAAAGACAGAAUACUGAUUUUGGGAGGCUGUGGCUUUAUUGGUCGUCAUCUGGUCAAGUAUUUGGUGGACAACGAUCUUGCAUCGGCCGUAAGAGUAGUCGACAAAGUGCCACCCCAAAUUGCUUGGCUCAACGAAGACCACAAGGCGGCGUUCGAAUCUCCCAUAGUAGAAUUUCUCAGUGCCAAUUUGAUAAAUCAAAGUUCUUGCGAGAAUGUUUUUGAAGGUAUUUUUGAUUAUGCCAUCAAUUGUGCCGGAGAAACUCGUGUUGACUUACCAGACGCUAUCUAUGAAGAGGGAGUCUAUAAACUUGGCAUGAACUGUGCUCGUGCUGCUGCCAAGUUUGGUAUUAAACGUUAUGUCGAAGUGUCAUCAGGUCAGUUGACUGCCAACCACAAAGGACCAAUUAAAGAAGAUGAUAAAGUAAUACCCCUCACAUCCAUUGCAAAGUACAAAUAUGAAGUAGAAAAACAAAUGAAAACUAUUCCGAAUUUAAAUUUUACGAUUGUCCGGCCCGCUAUUGUGUACGGCAUAGGUGACAGAACUGGGCUCACACCAACUAUUGCGAUUGGUUCUUUGUAUCGUGGACUGGAAGAGCCUGUUCGAAUACUCUGGAAAGGAAGUACGUCUUGUAAUACAAUACAUGUUGAAGACAUUUGUAGGGCUGUAUGGCAUUUGUUAAAAUCACCAGACGCUGUAGGGGAAACUUAUAAUUUAGUGGACAGUGGUCAGACCACACAAGAUAUGAUAGCUGAAAUUGUGUCCUCAUUGUUUGGAGUUAAACACGAGUUUCUGGGCUCGGUUCUAUCAUCUUUAUGUAGAAAUGAUCUUGAUGUUAUUGCUUCCGAAGCGAAUGACAAACAUUCAGUGCCGUGGGCCGAAGCAUGUUCAAAGUCUGAUGUUCAUAACACUCCAUUAUCUCCAUUUAUUCAUAAAGAUCACUUGAACGGUUAUCGUAUUCGAAUGGAUGGCAGUAAAUUUAUGAAUAAUUCUGGUUUCACAUUAAAACAUCCAAUGAUCACAGUUGAACUACUGAAACAGGUUGUCGAUGACUACAUUAAAAUGAAUCUUUUUCCUAAAUCAUUGCUAGAUUAA
Messenger RNA from Macrosiphum euphorbiae (potato aphid), 1098 nucleotides. The record is from the annotation of a GenBank genome assembly. Lineage: Eukaryota; Metazoa; Arthropoda; Insecta; Hemiptera; Aphididae.